ACAAGUAUUCAUCCUUUGGUUUGGUUUGGUUUGUCUCCUUCUCCUUCCUUCCCGCGGUGAGUUGGUGGAGGCGAGGGAGUAGUACAAAGGAGAUUGAAGAGGCGGUGGAGGUGGAGGUGGGGCAGGAGGGGCUUUGGAGUUGCGGGAGGAGACGCGCGGAUGGGAGAGAGUGAAGAGAGCGGUAGCAUGGAUCGCGCCAAGGCGGCGGCGGCGGCGGCGGCGGGGAAGGAGAACGCCGUGUCCCGCGCCGUCGCGGAGGACGACACUGCGCUGCUGCUGGCGGCGGUGGGGUCCUUCAGGAAGGAGGCGCUGGGGCGGCUCCGCAAGGGCUCGGACGCGUCGCGGAUGCUGGACCAGGAGAUGUCAACGAGGCUGCUCCACCUCGCCUGCAAGCACGACGCCGUGCAGUGCGCCAGGCUCCUCCUCGAGGGCGGCCACGGCAUCACGCCGCCGCCGGUGGACGCCAGGGACCAGCUCACGCGGACGCCGCUCCACAUCGCCGCCGAGGUGCACGCGGCCAGGUGCGUCGAGCUGCUGCUCUCCAAGGACGCUCGCGCCGACCUCAAGCUGGUCGAUGGCCGGCCUCUUCUCGCGCUCGAGGUCGCUCUCCUCAGCAGAAGAGUUCAAGUUAAAUGGUCACUGGACAGCUCCAUUGAAGAUCUUCUGUCUUGCCUGCAGGAAAAGGAUCUGAAGGCAGUAAGGCUCCUGGCAGAGAGAACCAGAGAGGUUGGAGAGGUGGCUUACAAAUAUGCCAUGGAGGGACGUGUUGCUCCUUUGGCGAUGCUGCUUCUGGUGGCUGAAGAGAAGAUAUCAGCACCAGUUAGUGUAGUUAUUGAGGGCGUCAGGACAAAGAAAUCAAUCUACUACUCAGUUGUGGAUGAGGCUCUGUCAAUCGGGGAUGCUCCAGUUCGUGACGGCAAUGAAAGGAGAAAGGCCCUGCUUUGUGAGAUUCAACUGCUUAACCAAUUUGGGGCAGCGUUAUGGAGGGAUCGCAUCAUUGACAAGAGAAGCUUGUCCCCUCUACUUAAAGCUGCCAAGGUUGGAGAUGUGAAUGUCACAAAGAUGCUUCUGAUGGGGGAUGUUGAUGUCAAUGAAGCCGAUCCUGAAGGAAACACGGCCCUUCACUGGUGCCUUAGUGGUAGCUCAAGCACACAGGAGCCAAGGAUUGUGUGGCUCCUGCUGAAGAAUGGUGCCAGAGUUUUCCAGGGAAACAAACUAGGUCUUACACCAGUACACAGUGCUGCGGCUAAGGGAAAUUAUAAGGCCCUUCAGUCCCUUCUGCUUCAUGCACAAGAUUGUGUUGAUAUACCUUCCAAGACCAAAGAGACUCCAUUGUUCUUGGCAGUAAAGAAUGGUUCUGUGGAUUGUGUAAAACUCCUCCUGCGUUCUGGGGCUAGCACCAAAGUUCAGAACCUAAGAAAGCAAAGACCAAUAGAUGUGGCAACAUCCCAAGAUAUGCGUUUCAUUCUUACCUCUGCAAAUGUGGCUCCAUGGAACCGUAGCUCACAUCCAAAAAAAAGUUCGAUAGACAAGGAAAGCUGCAAAGAGUUCCUAGAUGACGAUUUUGUUGAUUAUGACAGCGAUGAUAUAAAUGAAAGCUGUACUGGGCUUAAAACAUCAGCAAGCCAUCGAGAUUUUCGGUCUAGAGGUUCUGCCCAAGGGGGCAAGAGUAAGAGCCAUUCUGCUCCCAAGCAAGGGUCCAAGCUUGUGCCUCGGCCUAAUCACUGGCCGAAGCACGACUACACUCGAAAAAUUUUCGUUGGGGGCCUCCCACCUUCUGUGGGUGCUGAGUACCUUACUGAGUUCUUCACUGCUGAAUUUGGACCUGUGGAGGAAGCAGUAGUCAUUGGGAUAAGGAUGGGCGAUCGGGUGCAAUCCCGAGGCUUUGGUUUUGUAAAGUUCAAAAGAGAAGAGGAUGUGAUAAGUGCAAAGGAAACUCAUCAUGUGUACAUGCUUGGGAAGAGAGUGGAGGUGAAGGAUGCUGUUGCUAGAGGAUCCUUGCCUGCAGAACUCCAGAAAACUUCAUUCAGGCACCACAACCAGGAGGUUCCCAAGGUAACUCACAGUCUGUUGGAUGGUGAGUUAAAUGAGGAACAUAACACUAGGAACCGGCGGCCAUUGCCAGAGAAGUGUCUUCCAUCUUGGUUCUUUAUAUUCAGGAAGUGGUUGCCAGGAUUUCUUCUCGAUGCUACCGAACGGCUUGGAGAUAGGUACCCAUUGAGCUCUCUGAAGGGUGAUUUCAGAGCGAUUUGCAGAAUGGAGCUUGAUCAUGGCACGCUUGGUUAUCCUAAGCUAAGUGACUUCAUGCGCUCCCUCCCUGGUAUCUGCAGAAUGUGUGUAGUCCCUGUAGGAAGUGGUCCUGCAACACACAUGGUCCUCCUUCCACCGGUCACGCGACCAAAGUAUGUACCCUUGCUAGAGCCAUUCUCCCUUGAUCAUGAUGAGCUCCCAGAAUCAGUGUCAGAUCAUCAGUCCCCAAGGUCUCCACUUACCACUAAUAUCACCGAGGACUCUCCUCGUAACACAGACAGUCAGCAGGGUGAUACUUGCAGUGAGAACAAUCUGCAGAGCCAGCAGGGCGAUGAGUGCAGCAGGAGUAAUGCUGAAAGCCAGCAAGAUAGUGCUUCCACUGACAACGGUAGCUUGCUGAGUGAAGUUACGGUCAUCAGCACCACAAAACCUGAUUCCAUUGAGUCCAUACCUACAGGAAAGUCUGAUUUGAUUGAACCUGUACCUACAAGAAAACCUGAUCUGAUUGAGCCUGCAACUGCAAAAAAAUCUGAUUUGAUUGUGCCUGAACCUACAGCAAAACUUGAUUUACUUCAGCCUGUGCCUACCAGAAAACCAAUUCUGAUUGAGCCUGCAUCUCUCACUCAGAAAAUUGUUUCUGAGCCUAUGAGGAAGACUGAUUUAUUUGAGUCUGGACUUGCAAGGAGGAUUGGAUUGAUUGGUUCCAGACCAACAUCAUGCUUUGUUGACUGUCCAGUUGAAAGGCCAGAGGUAACUCCGAGCAACUGUGAGACUGAUAUGAGAUUCUCUUUCUUCCAAUCACAAUGGGAUAGGUUCCUGGCUCCAUAUCCCAAGAGUGAUUACUGCAUCAUUUGUCGAUCAUACGAUGCUGCAAUGCAGCUCGUCCCAUGCCUUCAUAAGAUAUGUGUUGCCUGCAUGAUGAGGUGCAAUGUCAGGGCAUGCAUGACCUGUGGCACUGCUGUAAGUGGAGUAAAGUCUUCCCCUGCACAGGAUGCAAGAUACCAAUAUGUGGGAAUCAUGGAGCAGGCAUUGGAUCAAAGGUGCCAGCUGAUGGUGGUCUGCUGUGGAGCUGAGGCGAUUGUUAGAUGUUCCCCCUGUAUGCACAGCAUUGCAUGCCGAGGAUGUUUCCUGGCUUCGGUGACAUUACUCAAGAACUGCACCACUUGUGGCUGCAUGAUUCAGCAUUUCAAGUUUGUUUGACUAGGCUUACAUCCAGGAUACAGUAAUACCAGAAUUUACAUUACUAUAUAGAAUAAAGCAAACAGUCCCACAAUCUGAAGGAGAGAUCAGUUCCCUCUCCUUCGAUUUUGCUGCACUCGUGGGAUUAAUAGGCUAUUAUGGUAGGCGCGCUCACUCCUGCAAGCUUGAGGAGUGCUCUUUUUUGGUCCUUAGUUCUUGCUUAGAAAUGUGUUGUGAUGCAUGCUUGAUGGACAUGCUUCUGUAAGCUUGUGAUGAGGAGUGUGUUCCCUCCCAUUUUGGCAAAGCUUAAUUCAUCUAUGCCAUGUAAAGUCCCCUAUCUAUGAGGUGACUCUUUUUGUAAAUCCAGUACUAUCUAUCUAAGGUGGAUCUUAUUGGGCUUUUCUGUUGUUUGAAUCUGCUGUGGCUGGAGCUUGCUGCUCUAU
This is a messenger RNA of Oryza brachyantha (malo sina), 3872 nucleotides long. RefSeq lists its product as uncharacterized. The coding region runs from base 160 to 3450 and encodes 1096 amino acids. Lineage: Eukaryota; Viridiplantae; Streptophyta; Magnoliopsida; Poales; Poaceae. The record is from RefSeq and is a predicted model, not a curated record. Gene Ontology annotation, molecular function: protein binding; RNA binding. The transcript has 14 exons.